AUGGCCUCCUCUCUCCCCUAUGUGCCGAUAUACCACACCACGAAAGUCACGAAACAAGCAAUGCAAACCGCUCAGCAGCGUCCUACAACUAGAGGCACCACAGGCACUACUGAUACCUGGAGUUCCAAUGGCAGCGCGCCUGCAAAUCACCGCCAGUCUCUAUCCUCGUUCCCCUCCUCAAGAUCUCCCUCCGCUAUGUCUAGGCAUUCGAGAAGACCGUCCAGGUCACCCAAUCCUCCCAUGAUUGAGACUGAUCGCAUCUCUGAUCCGAGCUCGAAUUCGAAAACUCCUUCCAGUGGCAUAUCCUCGCAACACUCUUCUCUCUCUGCCCCGCAAAGAUACAACCCGGAUGCGCACUCGAGGAGAAAAUUACGGUCCCAGUAUCCGCGGGGAGACAAUGCAGAGAAUCAUGUCGAGUAUAUAUUAGUAGCCUCGUUCGAUAUCGAUAAGGGUCCCAUUAUGGAACACCAAUACCCAGUUGCUAUAACAGGAGAUGAGCAUAUGUUGGCAGAAUUGAUGUUACCAGACCAGGCGCAUGUACGGAAUCAGGAUUGGACGAUAUUCUUCCUGCAUAAAGAUACAAGUCAAGAAGAAGAGGAAGCAGAGUUGAAAGAAGCAAGACGGCAAAGGAGGCAAAGGAGAGAAGACAGGGCUGCGGGAUUGUUGGAUGAAGAUGAUGUGGAAACAGAAGAAGAGGCUGAAUUAGGGGAAUCUUCUGGUGAGGAUUCAGAUGAGAGUGAGCCAGAGGGAGGAGAAGGCCCACCGUUAAUUUAUGUGCUGAAUUUAGUAAAUACGAAACAGGAUAAGACGGCAAAGCGUGGAGCGGUGGUGAAGGCUAUGGCGAUAUGUACACGGCACCCUUUCUUGCAUAUAUACAAGCCCUUAUUGUUAUUAGCUCUUGAAGAGUAUUUUAAAUCACCUCACCCGGCAACGCUGGCGUUGCUUUACGAAGCCGUAAAUACCAUGGAUUUAUCAUUGAUGCCCCGGUUGAGUCUUCUGGAAAGAUACCUUCUUCAAGCUAGCGAUAACAAGGAUCUCUUUGUCGAGAAAUUCGAACAGAUGAUCCAGAUACGGAUGGCGGAAGAUAGAGGCGAAGCGCCUGAAGAUAUCGCAACUAUGGCUGAAAGUCCAGAGAGACGAACAGACCUCACACGAAUUGGGACGAAACAACAUGUCGUUGCUCAUUCGCAAUAUUCUGUUCCGAGGGAUACCCACGAGUUUGAGACGAGAGUCAUGUACAAUGGAAUCCCGAUACCUAUCAAAGUGCCAGUCGCCAUUUCCCCUGAAACGGUUGGCGACUUCUCACUCAUCAAACUUAUUCAGACGUUUGCUGAACCACAUGCGAAAUCCCCUCAACCUUUUACCCUGCACCCACAUCUCACUACUAAUGGCGCAAUGACUCAUCCUAUUAUUGUUCUUGCUAAUGCCGUAUUGACUCAAAAGCGUGUCAUAUUCCUCGGGCACAAUCGUCCAUCCGGCGAAGUAGCAGAAGCUGUACUUGCAGCAUGCGCUCUAGUCUCAGGGGGCAUCUUGAGAGGCUUCACUCGACACGCAUUUCCCUACACGGAUCUUAGCAAAAUCGAUGAUUUGCUAAAAGUCCCCGGAUUCAUAGCAGGCGUCACGAAUCCAACUUUCGAGAACCACCCAGAGUGGUGGGAUGUUCUUUGCGAUUUACCUACUGGUCGGAUGAAAAUCAGUACUAGGAUUGAACCACAGCCUCUGACAGAGGGGCUGUCAAAUUUCGUGCAACAGAAUCCUGCGUAUGCAAAUUUGGCGAAUGCAGCAUCUUUGACAGCCCCUGUCAAUGGCGAUCCUACAGGAGAUCAAGCGUUUAUGGCUGAUGUUCUUCGAAGCAUUGCCGCUCGUCAUGGAGAGGGAUCUAUUAGAGCGAAGUGGCGGGACUGGGUUGAGAGAUUCACACGGAUUGCUGCAGCGUUUGAGGAAAGUGUAUAUGGAGCUAGUGCACUUUAUAUCGGUGUAGAAGAAGCCGAGCCAGGUAAUGAAAGCGUUAGUGGACAUGGAUAUGUGUGGAGUGACGAGGCGGCAAAACUGCGAGAGCUGGCUGGGGGUGUGAGCCGGAUCGAGGGCUGGAGGAAUACAAGGAGUUAUUUCAGCUUCAAACAGGACCUCGCCCAACUUUAUACCUUCCGACCCCUGAAAGCCCUCGACCUCCACCACCUCCACGACCGGCUCCGCAUGACAAAACUGACGCCCUCCUCGAGUCGAGAAAUUUACCUUGCCAUGUCCAAGUACACACACUCCUACGAUGAGAUCUGCCAGCUUCUUACCGUGGCGCCAGAAUCGCACGCUGGCCUCUUCUACAUCGCAUUAGGUCUGUUUCAUAAAGACAAGGAUGUGAGACUAAAGGUUGUGGAAUUGUUAGAAAGGAUUAGUGAGCAUGAGGCGGGGAGGCAUUGGUGGAAGGGUCUGAGUAAGUUUGAAAAGCUGGCGUAUUUUCGAAUCAAGAGGGAGGCAGAGGCGGAGAUGAGGGGGAGGAUGGGUGUGGGGGAGGAUGAUGCGCUGGGGAUGAUGGUUGAUAGGAGGAUUUCUUGA
This is a messenger RNA of Lachnellula hyalina, 2553 nucleotides long. It is a transcript of the gene mesA, whose product is annotated as Protein mesA. Gene Ontology annotation, biological process: actin cortical patch localization. The coding region runs from base 1 to 2553 and encodes 850 amino acids. The record is from RefSeq and is a predicted model, not a curated record. NCBI's taxonomy places the organism in Eukaryota, Fungi, Ascomycota, Leotiomycetes, Helotiales, Lachnaceae. Gene Ontology annotation, cellular component: plasma membrane. The transcript has 3 exons.